CAAAUAGCGGCUUCAAUAUAGCGGCGUUUGUUUUGUUUGCCGCACUUAAUAUUUCAUCGUUUUACCCGUAAUAAACUUAUAUUUAACACAGAAUGGACGGCGAUUUAUACGACGAAUUCGGUAAUUAUAUUGGGCCGGACCUUGACUCCGACUCUGAUGAUGAGCAGAGUGUUUAUGGACAAGAUAAUCGUGAUGCUGACGAAGAUGCUAUGGAAGAAGAUGAGGAUGCAGACGCUGAACCUGAAGCUGCUCCUAUGUCUGUCGUUCUCCAUGAAGAUAAACGAUAUUACCCACAAGCAGUAGAAGUGUAUGGUCCAGAUGUAGAAACUGUAGUCCAAGAAGAAGAUACACAGGCAUUAGACAAACCCCUCAUUGAGCCUGUUAAGCACAAGAAGUUCCAAAUGCAGGAGCAACAUCUGCCAGAUACUACAUAUGAUAUGGAGUAUUUAGCCGAUAUGCUUGAUAACACAAAUUUGAUAAGAAAUGUGACCCUGAUGGGGCAUUUACAUAAUGGAAAAACUUCUUUCGUGGAUUGUCUUAUUCGGCAGACGCAUCCCGGCACAGUUAACAAUGAGACAACAAUACCAAUGCGUUAUACUGACACAUUAUUCGUUGAGCAGGAGCGUGGAGUGUCAAUCAAAUCAAUGCCUGUUACCUUGCUUUUAAAAGAUGUCAAGGGAAAGUCGCACUUAUUAAACAUAAUGGAUACACCGGGGCAUGUCAAUUUUAGUGAUGAGGUUACAGCUGCUCUAAGAAUUUCAGAUGGUGCCGUACUGUUUGUCGACGCAGCAGAAGGGAUAAUGUUAAACACAGAACGCCUCCUCCGCCAUGCUGUUCAGGAACGAGUUCCUCUAACUCUGUGUAUAAACAAGAUUGACAGACUCAUAUUAGAACUGAAGCUUCCCCCCGCAGACGCGUAUUACAAGCUACGUCAUAUAAUCGAUGAGUUGAAUGCAAUGUUUGAAACUAAUCAACCACAAGACAAUCCAGAGGAACCAGCGACUAUCUUUUCUCCAUUAUUAGGCAAUGUCUGCUUUGCUUCAUCAUUGUACGACGUUUGCUUCACACUGGAAUCAUUUGCUGCCAUGUAUGCUAACGCACACGACAGUGGUCUCCGAGCGUCCGAUAUGGCUGCAUGGUUAUGGGGCGACGUGUAUUUCAACGCCAAGACUAGACGAUUCACAAAGAAACAGCCUCAUGCGUCCGCACAGAGAAGCUUUGUUGAAUUUAUAUUGGAGCCGUUGUACAAGAUUUUUGCACAGGUGGUUGGUGAUGUGGAUGACACUUUACCGGCAGUAUUAGAUGAGUUGGGCAUUAAGCUUACUAAGCAGGAAUCUAAGUUGAAUGUACGUCCACUGUUGCGGCUAGUUUGUAGUCGAUUCUUCGGAGAUUUCUGCGGGUUCGUGGGCAUGUGCGUGCGGCACGUGCCGUCCCCGCUGGCGGCGGCGCCGCGCAAGGUGGCGCACGCGUGGCGCGGCGCGGGCGGCGCGCUGCGCGACAGCAUGGCGGCCUGCGACCAGGCCGGCCACCUCGUCGCGCACACCACCAAGAUGUACCCCACGGAUGACUGCACCUUCUUCUUGGUGCUGGCUCGCAUCAUGUCGGGCACGCUGUACGCGGGCCAGAGCGUGCGCGUGCUGGGCGAGAACUACAGCGCGCAGGACGAGGAGGACUCGCGCGUCAUGAACGUGGGCCGUCUGUGGCUAUAUGAGGCGCGCUACAAGGUUGAGCUAAACCGAGUACCUGCUGGCUGUUGGGCGCUUAUCGAAGGAAUCGACCAGCCGAUAGUGAAGACUUGUACACUGGUAUCAGCCGAUGAAGAUGAAGAGCUGCACACAUUCAAACCUCUCCGCUUCAACACACAGGCGGUUGUGAAAAUUGCCGUGGAGCCUGUGAACCCUUCUGAACUGCCAAAGAUGUUAGAUGGAUUGAGAAAGGUGAACAAGUCGUACCCGGUGCUGUCGACGCGCGUGGAGGAGAGCGGCGAGCACGUGGUGCUGGGCACCGGCGAGCUGUACCUCGACUGCGUCAUGCACGACCUGCGCAACAUGUACUCCGAGAUCGACAUCAAAGUUGCGGAUCCAGUGGUAUCAUUCUGCGAGACGGUCGUGGAGACGUCCUCGCUCAAGUGCUUCGCGGAGACCCCCAACAAGCGCAACAAGCUGACGAUGAUAGCGGAGCCGCUGGAGCGCGGCCUCGCCGAGGACAUUGAGUCGGGCGCCGUCUGCGUCACGUGGGACCGGAGGAGGCUCGGGGAGUUCUUCCAGACCAAAUACGAUUGGGACUUGUUAGCGGCUCGUUCCAUCUGGGCCUUCGGUCCCGACGCGACGGGGCCCAACAUCCUCGUAGACGACACGCUGCCAUCUGAAGUUGAUAAGAAUCUUCUGGCUUCUGUUAAAGAUAGUAUCGUACAAGGUUUCCAAUGGGGGACGAGAGAGGGUCCACUGUGCGAAGAGCCGAUUCGUAACGUGAAGUUCAAGAUACUGGACGCGGUCAUCGCACAGGAGCCGCUUCACCGAGGCGGCGGGCAGAUCAUACCGACGGCUAGACGGGUGGCUUAUUCCGCAUUCCUGAUGGCCACUCCUCGUCUGAUGGAGCCCUAUUUAUUCGUGGAGGUGCAGGCGCCGGCCGAUUGUGUAUCUGCUGUAUAUACAGUUUUGGCGAAACGCAGAGGUCACGUGACCCAGGACGCGCCGGUGCCGGGCUCGCCGCUGUACACGAUCAAGGCGUUCGUGCCCGCCAUCGACUCGUUCGGCUUCGAGACGGACCUGCGCACGCACACGCAGGGCCAGGCCUUCUGCCUGCAGGUGUUCCACCACUGGCAGAUCGUGCCCGGGGACCCGCUCGACAAGAGCAUCGUCAUCCGACCCCUAGAGCCGCAACCGGCUACGCAUUUGGCGCGUGAAUUUAUGAUCAAGACACGAAGGAGAAAAGGCUUGAGCGAAGAUGUAUCCAUCAACAAGUUCUUCGACGACCCUAUGUUGUUGGAGCUCGCUAGACAGGAUGUACAAUUUAAUUAAUUUGUGUAUUUAAAUAUAAGAAAAAAAAAAAAUUAAACUUAUUUUUUUAGUAA
This is a messenger RNA of Melitaea cinxia (Glanville fritillary), 3073 nucleotides long. Its product is annotated as 116 kDa U5 small nuclear ribonucleoprotein component. Gene Ontology annotation, biological process: mRNA splicing, via spliceosome. Bases 93 to 3020 code for a protein of 975 amino acids. Gene Ontology annotation, molecular function: translation elongation factor activity; GTP binding; U5 snRNA binding. Gene Ontology annotation, cellular component: U2-type catalytic step 2 spliceosome; U4/U6 x U5 tri-snRNP complex; cytosol. Lineage: Eukaryota; Metazoa; Arthropoda; Insecta; Lepidoptera; Nymphalidae. The record is from RefSeq and is a predicted model, not a curated record. The transcript is spliced from 16 exons.